Molecule: messenger RNA, 1575 nt
Organism: Sorghum bicolor (sorghum)
Lineage: Eukaryota; Viridiplantae; Streptophyta; Magnoliopsida; Poales; Poaceae
Product: protein BZR1 homolog 4
Exons: 2
Coding region: 53-1291 (412 amino acids)
Biological process (GO): DNA-templated transcription; brassinosteroid mediated signaling pathway
Molecular function (GO): DNA-binding transcription factor activity
Source: RefSeq, a predicted model, not a curated record
ACGCCACCAGAGCAGCAGCUUCUUCGUGACGAGCUCUCUCCAUCGAGGCACGAUGAACGGAGGCGAAGGAGGAGCGGGAGGGAGCGGCGACGGAGCAGACGGGGCGGCAGCUGGCGGCGGUGGCGGAGAGGGCGCGCCCGGGGUCGGGGCUGGGACACUAGCACGGGUGCCGACGUGGAGGGAGCGUGAGAACAACCGGCGCCGUGAGCGGCGGCGUCGGGCGAUCGCGUCCAAGAUCUUCACCGGCCUGCGCGCCCACGGCAACUACGCCCUCCGCAGGCACUGCGACAACAACGAGGUGCUCAAGGCGCUCUGCGAGGAGGCCGGCUGGACCGUGGAGCCCGACGGCACCACCUACCGUAAGGGAUUCAAGCCGCCGGGUAGCAGUGAUCCGUACAUGGCUGGCUUUAUUCCUGGGUGUUCUCCAGUGAGCCCUGGCAUGUCCUGCCCUGUGAGCCCCGGCAUGGUGUCCUGCCCGGUGAGCCCGCGAGGUUACAACGGCCUGAGCUCCCCGUCGUCGCCGACCCACUUCGGCGGCAGGGGCAGCAGCUUCUUCUACGGCGGCGCCAGCAGCAGCCGCGGCACUGGCAUUGGCGGAGGCCUCCUCCCGUGGCUCAACAACAUGUCCCACUCCGACGACGCCUCGUACGCCGACGGCUACUCCUUCAGCGCGCCGGUCACGCCGCAGAACGGCUCCCCGCCGCGUCGCAAGAUGGCGCGCUGGGCGCCGGACAACGCCGCAGCCGCCGGCGGCUCCAGCUCCAAUGUGCAGUCGCCGUGGGCUGCCAGCCCUGGCCCCAGCCGCUACGCCUCCCAGCCGCAUACCCCUGUCCGCGGCGAGGCCGUGGCGGCCGACCCGGUGAGCCUGCUGACGGGGUUGCAGAUAUCCGCCGCGGCGGCCAACAAGUCCCCGGCGUACAGCAUGUUCGACUUUGACGCCGGGAGCUACUCGUCGAGGCCGGCGGGACAGAGCAGCGGCGGGGCGUGGGCGGCGGCAGCUCCUGGCGCCGGCGACGGUGACGCACAGGUGGCUCCGCACGGGUUCUCCUUCGGCUGGAGCGGCGGGGCGUUCAACGCGUGGGAGGGGGAGAAGGCGACCGGAGCGUUCAACGCUUGGGAGGGGGAGAAGGCGACCGGAGCAAUCAACGCGUGGGAGGGGGAGAAGGCGAGCGGGGCGUUCAGCGCGUGGGAGGGGGAGAAGGUGAGCGAGGCCGAGGAGUACAUGGACGAAGGGGACCUGGAGCUCACCCUGGGGAACUCGAAGGCCGGCGCCGGCGCAGACCGCGGUUGAGCUCACCGAUCGAGCUGCUGCAAUGGAACAAGACGAUGCGUGCAUGAGAUGGUGGGAAGGCAUAUCUUUAUAGGGAGUGACCGUUAGUUUGACUUCGGGCAGACUGGUGCUGAACCUUAACCCAAUCUCAUCAUGAGUUAUCCUUUUUUUUUCUGACAAAGUAUCUUUUAUUUUCAAGAAAUGAAAAAGAAAACAGACAUGGCAAGGGAGAGGGACGCGUUCUUGUAAUCUUGGAUUAAUUGUCAGGCUGUUGGACUAAAACUAAUGGGGAAGUACCAGUUAUA